UUUCCGCGGCGGCCACCCGGCUGUUCCUUUGUGGUGGUAGCUGUCCUUUUGUGGGAGUUCGGUCGGCUAGCUAGCGUAUCUAUCGGUCGGUUGGUCUAUCAGUCCGCCCCGGGGGCCUGUUUGUCGGCCGCGCUCCGCGUCCGCUGGCUUUGGGUGGCUGAGCCCCAGGCCUGCCUGGCCCUGCGCGUGGUGUCGGGGAGGAGUGUGACGGGCUGCGUGGGGAACAGUGAUGAUGGGGCGUGAGCGCAGCCUGGGUUGAGGUGUUUCUGCUGCGUCUGCCUGGCCCGGACCUACAUGGGGCGCAGGGCCAAUGUGAUCGUGCAGCCGGGAGUGCGUGCGCGACCCCUCUGGGCUCCCCUGCAGGCCUCUGUCCCUGAACCCCAGGAGCAAGACUCGCUCCUCUGGGCCUGGCCUGGGGCCCAGGAGGCUGCAUAGCUGCCCACACCUCCGGGGGACGCUGCCGAGUGCCACCAUGGAGACUCCUGCCCCGAAACCCCAGGAGACAGCUCUGUUCUCUCAGGACCCUGCUCUUCCCCUCAAAGAGAAUCCAGAGGAUAAAUUGGGUCAGGGUCUCCUGGAAGCCAGGUCUGAGGAAUCAGUGACUUUCAAGGAUGUGGCCGUGGACUUUACCCAGGAAGAGUGGGGCCAGCUGGACUCCCCUCAGAGAGCCCUGUACCGGGACGUAAUGCUGGAGAACUAUCAGAACCUUCUCGCCCUGGCAGGACCUCUGGUCUGCAAGCCAGACGUGAUCUCCCAUCUGGAAAGGGGCGAGGAGCCAUGGCAGGUGCCCAGAAAAGUCCCCGGAGGGACUCGUCCAGAACGGGAGCCUAGGCCUGAGAUGAAGGAGCAGUUGUGUCAACAGCAGGGCAUCUACAAAGAGGAGCCGUCACAGGAGUUAGUCAGAGAGUGGCUGGCGAGGUCCAGUCCCCACAGCCCUGGGCCAGGCGACAGGUGGGCCUGGAAGGGCCCGGCGGCUGCCCUGUCAAAAGGCGAGGCUGUGCUCUGGAGGCACGCGCCCACUGGCUACAGGGACAUUUCCACAGAGGAGCGCUGGCAGGGACACGAGGUGUCUGAGGAGGCUUUUCCCCUCAGGUGCACCCUCUUCACCCAGCAGGGUGAAGGAACUCUCAUUCCUGCAGAGGAAGAGUCUCCUGACAGACACACCGAGAAUUUCUACCCCAGUGAGGCUGGAACGCAGCAGCAGAGAAUGUACUCAGGGAGAAACAAUUGCAAGUCAAGUGAACAUGGAAAAGCUCCACCCGCGAGCCGGCGUCAGGGCACGGGCGCUGGUGCUGGGGAGGGUCUUUUCGUGUGCGGAGAAUGUGGGAAAGCCUUCCACCAGAGCUCGUCCCUCACCUUGCACCAGCGAUGGCACGCGCGGGAGAAAGCCUACAGGUGUAACGAGUGCGGCAAGGCCUUCACCUGGAGCACCAACCUCAUCGAGCACCAGCGGAUCCACACAGGGGAGAAGCCCUUCCUCUGCGGCGAGUGUGGGAAAGCCUUCAGCUGUCACUCAUCACUGAACGUGCAUCACAGGAUUCACACCGGCGAGAGGCCCUACAAGUGUAAUGCCUGCGAGAAGGCCUUCAGCUGCAGCUCGCUGCUGAACAUGCACCUCAGGGUUCACACCGGGGAGAAGCCCUACAAAUGCGGCGAGUGCGGGAAGGCCUUCAACCAGAGGACGCACCUGACGCGCCACCACAGGAUCCACACGGGAGAGAAGCCGUACAAGUGUGACGCGUGCGGGAAGGCCUUCACGUGCCACUCGUCCCUCACUGUGCAUGAGAAAAUCCAUAACGGAGAUAAGCCGUUUAAAUGCAGCGACUGUGCGAAGGCCUUCAAUAACCGUUCACGCCUCACCCUCCACCAGAGGAUUCACACGGGAGAGAAGCCCUUCAAGUGUGGUGACUGUGGGAAGGGCUUCAGCUGCCACUCCUACCUGGUCGUGCACCAGCGGAUCCACAGCGGGGAGAAGCCCUUCAAGUGCAAUGAGUGUGGGAAGGCCUUCAGCUCCCACUCCUACCUCAUCGUGCACCAGCGGAUCCACACGGGGGAGAAGCCCUUUGACUGCAGCCGGUGCUGGAAGGCCUUCAGCUGCCACUCGUCCCUCAUCGUGCACCAAAUAAACCCUGAGAGUGGAGUGAGCAGCGGAGAUGACUAA
Molecule: messenger RNA, 2161 nt
Organism: Hipposideros armiger (great roundleaf bat)
Lineage: Eukaryota; Metazoa; Chordata; Mammalia; Chiroptera; Hipposideridae
Gene: ZNF74
Product: zinc finger protein 74
Exons: 6
Coding region: 473-2161 (562 amino acids)
Biological process (GO): regulation of DNA-templated transcription
Cellular component (GO): nucleus
Source: RefSeq, a predicted model, not a curated record